This is a messenger RNA of Mycena citricolor, 2344 nucleotides long. The record is from the annotation of a GenBank genome assembly. Lineage: Eukaryota; Fungi; Basidiomycota; Agaricomycetes; Agaricales; Mycenaceae.
GCCUCUGUUUACACCUGAUCAUUCAUGUACAACGCGCUUUCAGAGAUCCCCAUUCCACAGAGCGCUCAAUUUGUUAGUUCAUCUGCUGUUCAAGUGACUCAUCAAAUUCGUGAUAAUGUGCGCGACAUCAAACGCUCUCUGACCUCCACCAUCGUCUUCUCGACAGACACACCGUUUGUCACCCCUGCCGCGGAUGUCGGGGACAUCGUGCUGUCUGCCUUUGCGCCUCUCGGCACCAUUUCGUACGGCCGGCAAGCCAUCUUGAGGCAGACGAGCGAGAAGAAACGUUUCGUGGAGAUUUGGAAGGACAAUGCUCUGGAGGUUGUAACUGAGGUCACAGACACGCAUGGCGAGUUCUAUGCUGACCCCAUGUUUUCCGCCCUGUCGUUCUCUCCCCUGGACACCGCCCUCGCAUACGUCGCGGAAGGCAAGGAGCCCACUGAGCCCGAGGAAAAGUUCCGGCUCAAGCCUACUUUGGGAGAGACGUACAGUGGCAAGCAACGUCCGACCAUCUUCGUCUUUCGAUGGGGCACCGACGACUCGACUGGCGGAAGUGCCGGCGUCAGCACUGGUCUACCUCUUCUUUUCGGCGAGCCCGUUUUCUCACCCAUCGAUUCCUCCAUUAUCUAUGCCACCGGAUACGAGUACGCGAGGGAUGGCCGACUUCUGGGGCCGGUAUACUGUAACAAUCGCGCUGCUGGCAUAUGGGAGAUCACACUGCAGGCAAACACAGCGAGAAAGCUCACACCGGGGAACGAAUCCUGUCGGUCGCCGCGGGCGUAUAACCGAGGCGGAAAGACACUGCUCUUCUGGUAUUCGACAGCUUCGGGUGGGCCACACGCAGGGACCUCGGCGCUCAACUCCCUCGAGCUUCCUGUGCAGCAGGACGCUGAGCUGAGCUCUCUCACGCGCGUUCUCGUAGAUACUGUGUGGGCGCAGCCUUCUUCUGCGGACGUCUUUCCAGGCUUGUACCCCGAUGCAAACCUGGCUCAGUCGUCGUGUCUUGUUUCUGCUUGUGGGGUGGACUACAUCGUCUUGAGCUCGACAUGGGGGUCUCGUGGUACCGUCUUGGCUGUGUCCCUCUCGACGGGCACUGUGGAGGAUCUCACUCCCGAUGUCGAUGGGAGGCUAUAUCACUGGAGCGUCCUUGGCACGGACGGCGGCAGUCAGAUCAUUUGCUCGAGAAGUGCCCCAGCAGUUCCACCAGAGAUUGUGCUUCUGCGACUUGGUUCGACAAUCCGAGAUGUUUAUGGUCAGGUCCUGCAGACACCGAAGCUCGGCGACAAAGGUGCACGCCAUAUCUACUCCUGGACUGCUUUGGCUGAUAGUUCUGCUCUGUCUCCAAGUUAAAGCCGCAUUGCAGGAGCUCUCUUCCACGGUGAUCAUUAUCCCGGAACGGGGCGGGAUGCAGACGGUGGUGAUGCACCCCAAGAAGGUGGGAAGCACCAUCCCACCUUGCAUCCACUUCAUCCAUGGUGGCCCACACGGAGCCACGGCCACAGCCUUCAAUGCAGCAACAGUAGCUCUGGCUGUUGGGGGGUACACGGUAUCGCAGCCAAACUAUCACGGAUCGAUGGGUCAAGGAGAGACGUUCCUGCGUUCGCUGUUAGGGCAUUGCGGCGAGCUGGACGUGCAAGAUUGCAUCGCAUCCACGAUGUAUUUGGUCAAGCUGGGCUUGUCUUCUGAGGGGAGAGGGAAACAAUUUGUCAUGGGAGGGAGUCACGGCGGAUUCUUGACGGCUCAUCUGAUUGGUCAGUUCCCGGACUUCUUCACGGCGGCAGUGCUUCGGAAUCCAGUCAUUACGACGGAGGCAAUGUCAUCAGAUAUCCCUGACUGGUACGCGAAUGAAUGGGGGAUCGACUAUCCGAUAUACUCUUUGCCGCAAGGCUUUCCUGACGUAUCAGCGCAGCCACGGACCACCCUCCCGCCGCGACGAUCCCCGGAAGCGGCCUUGCGCAUCUAUCCAACCUCCCCCAUCGCUCAUGCAGAGAAAGUCAAAGCGCACAUCCUCAUGCAUCUCGGGGGCUCGGACUUGCGCGUCACCCCAAGCCAUGGGCUGGAGUUCUAUCACACCGUAAAGGGCAAUGCCAGAAACUCAAGUCCUGAGCAGGGCGUCGAGAUGUAUUGGUUCGACAAGGAGAACCACGCGCUCGGGGGUGUGGAGUGUGCGAGGAUCGUCGCGAAGACGUCGUUGGAUUGGUUCGACAAGUAUAGAAACUGGUUCUGAGAUGGAAUGUUGCUAUCAAGAGUGGUAGAUUUCAAAUGUACAAGUAGCGCUGCUCCACCGUGUAGUCAAGGAAUACUGCCGAUUGCCCGAAACCGUCUGGACUCUGUUGGAUCAAAG